Suillus subalutaceus is the source of this 201-nucleotide messenger RNA. RefSeq lists its product as uncharacterized. Lineage: Eukaryota; Fungi; Basidiomycota; Agaricomycetes; Boletales; Suillaceae. The transcript has a single exon. The record is from RefSeq and is a predicted model, not a curated record. The annotation marks the transcript as partial.
GCUGUAUUCCUCUUUCCCCCUUCCUCAACCGGCAAAGCGACGAUGGAACCCCUGCUCUCUGUGAUGUUCGUCGACAACACCAAGGAGCACGGUGACGUCGAGCUUGCGGUGUUUCCUGAAGCUGUGUUCACGACUGCUGUUGGACAUAGCAGCAAGUGGACGCUUGCGAGUUGGCAUGUGACGACGCCUGAGAAGAUGGUG